AUGGCACUAGUAUCUUUCGACCUCUUACAUAUUCACUUUUACGGCCUUGUAGCUGGGGCUGUGUUCAUUAUUUGGUCGUUAGCGAAGAGUGUACAAGCCUUUCAAAGAUGGAGCUACGCUCGUGAGAACGGCUGCCUACCCCCUGCCCACUCAGUGUGCCACGGCUUAUUCGGCCUUGGUAUGGGCAUGGAAAUAGCCAAAGCUGGCCCCGAGCAUAGGUUUCUUGAACUUAUUCGCGGCUGGCAUCGCAGCUAUGGCCCGACAUUCAAGGCGAGAAUCGCCAAUCGAAGGCUCAUUUUUACCACCAAUCCACAGAACAUUCAAACAAUCCUCGCGCUAAAAUUCAACGACUUCUCAGUGGGUUCGACUCGUCUAAGUGCAGUCCGUCCACUCUUGGGCAAUGGCAUUUUCGGCGUAGAAGGUGGCGCGUGGGAACAUUCGCGGGCUCUCCUCCGGCCUAAUUUCUCGCGCACUCAGAUUAACGACACUGAGUUAUAUGAGAGCCACAUUGUUGACCUCAUUGGGCAAAUUCCGCGGGACGGAUCAACCAUCGAUUUGCUCCCGCUGUUUCUCAAGGGCACUCUUGACACCGCUACCGAGUUUUUGUUCGGAGAAUCUGCUCACACGCUGCGCAAAGAAGGGUCCUCUGCGGGUAUAGCAUUUUCAAAGGCCUUCGAUGUAGCUCAAGACGUGACUACCUUGCGCUUCCGCCUUGGGCCUUUGGCGAUGUUCUACCGCAGGAAAGAAUUCAUCAAAGCAGUGAGAGAUGUCCGGGCAUAUGUCGAUAGGUUUGUACAGAAGACGAUCGAUUAUCGUGUUGCAGUUGACAGUGGGCGCAAGGUUGAUGAAGAUAUCAAGCGGUUGACUGACAGUCGAUAUGUGUUCUCCUACGAGCUGUCGAAGCAGACACUUGACAAGACCAACAUAACAGACCAGCUAUUGAGUAUUAUGUUUGCUGGUCGUGAUACGACUGCCAAUUUCCUAAGUAUUGUGUUCUUCGUUUUGGCUAGACAGCCUGAUGUAUGGGACAGACUUCGAAAAGAAGUCAUUGCUUUAGACGGACAAAAGCCUUCAUUCGAAGUUCUCAAAUCAAUGACUUAUCUGACCUGGGUCCUUAACGAGACUCUACGUCUGUACCCAAUCGCCCCUUUCAACAUGCGCGAGGCCAAACAAGACACUUAUCUUCCCCUCGGGGGUGGCCCGGAUGGAAAGUCUCCCGUUCACGUACCCAAGGGUCACGAGGUUAUCUUCAGUAUAUACACAAUGCACCGCGAAAAUGAAAUCUAUGGGCCCGAUGCGGAUGAAUUCCGGCCUGAGAGAUGGGAAACGCUCAGACCCGGCUGGGCGUACAUUCCUUUCAAUGGAGGCCCUCGGACAUGCAUAGGCCAGCAGUUUGCAUUGACGGAGGCAGGAUACACUAUUGUUCGGAUAAUGCAAGAGUUUGAGUCAAUCGAAACUCGAGAUCCAAAACCCUGGACUGAGAGUUUUGGAUUGACGUUGUGGAACGCUAAUGGAACGAAAGUUGCUUUUAAGCCUGUUCAGAAUUGA
Molecule: messenger RNA, 1548 nt
Organism: Penicillium concentricum
Lineage: Eukaryota; Fungi; Ascomycota; Eurotiomycetes; Eurotiales; Aspergillaceae
Product: cytochrome P450
Exons: 4
Coding region: 1-1548 (515 amino acids)
Molecular function (GO): monooxygenase activity; oxidoreductase activity, acting on paired donors, with incorporation or reduction of molecular oxygen; iron ion binding
Source: RefSeq, a predicted model, not a curated record